UUCUGGUGGAGGGUGAGGGGCGGUAAAUGGGAUACAAGAGAUGCUGGAGACCUACUAAGUUUGACAGAAAUGGGCCAGCCAGGAGGCCUCCAGCGGGCAUUUCAAUAUAAGGGGCCGGGAUCCUAGCCUCCAGUGCCCUUACCGAUCCCUGGGUAUUGAAAACUCACUUCAGCCCCCGGGGUUUUGUGAGAUCUUCCCCUCGAAACUCCUGUUUCUGGGUGUUAGGAGAUCCUCCUUCUACAAGUUGUGUUGGAGGACCCCUUUCUCAUCCCUGGAUGUUCCCCCCGCCCCUAGUCCCCGGAUGUGGGAACCUCGUUCCUCCCACCCAUCCCUGGAUGUUGGCGCCCCUCCCCCACCCGCGGACAUUCGGAGCUCCUCCCCCCACUGUCGGUGGAUCGCAGUCACCGCCCCGCGAUGGCGGCACAGGCUCCGGCGGGGGCCCUGGCGCUGGCGCUCUGGGUCUGGGCUUUGGCUCCGGCGGGGGCCGUGGACGCCAUGGGCCCUCACGCGGCCGUCCGCCUGGCCCAGCUGCUAACCCCGGAGGAGUGCGGCCACUUCCAAUCGCUGCUGAAGACGCCGGAGCCGGACGUCGAGGCUGAGCUGGCCAGGCUCUCGGAGGACCAGCUGGCGCAGCCCGAGCCUGUGCCCACGUCGGCGACGCCAGGCCGACGGCGGCGGAGGCGCGAGGCAGCGGGGAAGCCGGCGGUCGAGCCUGCCGACGUGUCCGACGGCUGCCGGGAGGGGCUGGCGGCCUGGCUGGCUGCCGAGGCCCCGUCCUUGUCGUGGGACCGCGUGGCCCGGGCCCUGCGGCGCAGCGGCCGCCCAGACGUGGCCCGGGAGCUGGGCAAGAACCUCCACCAGCAGGCAACACUACAGCUGCGCAAGUUCGGGCAGCGCUACAUACCCACAGCCGACGCCCCCGCUGCCCCCGUCCCGGCCCCGGCCCUGCGUUCCCGCCGCUCCUCGGUCCCCGAGCCCAACUGGGACGAGCUGGAGCUGAUCGUGGAGCGACUGCCCCAGGGGCCGUAUCAGCGGAGCCCCGCGGGCUGGGCCGGGCCGCUGGCUCUCGGCUUCCUCACCGGCUUCGGGGGGGCGCUGGGCGCCGGGGCGCUGCUCAUCCUACUCAUUCCGUGGAUCACCGGCGGCGAUGGCGACUGGGUGCGGCUGGGCAGCCCCCGGCCGCCCACCCCGCCCCUGCUUCGGUCCGCCAGGGCUCCUGGCUGUGGGGAAGCGGAGCCUCUCUUGACUGCAGAGCCGCUGGCGUCCCCGGCGGCCUGGGCUGCAGGCGGGCCCCAUACCUCCUUGCCUCUGUGACCCCAGCUGUGAAAUGGGAGCAGACCUGGUGGCGUGCCGCUUUUGACAUAUAAAAGUUACAUGUCAGCUUUA
This is a messenger RNA of Bubalus bubalis (water buffalo), 1386 nucleotides long. It is a transcript of the gene TMDD1, whose product is annotated as transmembrane and death domain 1. The coding region runs from base 415 to 1314 and encodes 299 amino acids. The transcript has a single exon. Gene Ontology annotation, molecular function: protein binding. The record is from RefSeq and is a predicted model, not a curated record. Gene Ontology annotation, biological process: signal transduction. Lineage: Eukaryota; Metazoa; Chordata; Mammalia; Artiodactyla; Bovidae.